AUGGCCUCCGAUCAGACACCAUCUAGGCCGGGCUUAUCACUCUAUGCGAAUUUACUUGACCCGUCCGCCGAAUCCUCGGCCCCGGGGACAAUCUCGCGCGCGCCCGUCGUCUUCAAGCAGAGCUCCGAAGACAAUGCGCAGUCAGAUGAAGCUGCUAAGAAGCAGCAGUUGAACCCUGCCGCUCUCCGAUUCCAACCCACCAAGAGACCCCAGUUAGCAGCGCAGAAACCGAAACCAAAACCGACAUUACCCAAAGCCGUUCCUGCGGCCGCUGCUCUAUCAGCGCCUGCUCCGCCCGUCAUGACCACUUUGGCGGACUGGGCCGCCGACGAUGACGAUGUCAAUGGCUUCUACGCGGGAGAAAAGAGACAACGAGGGGGUCGCAAAAAGCGCAAGAAGAACCGCGAAGCGCAGGAGCUUGUACAGAACUGGGACGAUAUAUAUGACCCGUCAAGGCCGAAUAAUUACGAGGAAUAUAAGCAUAGUGACGAGCAGAUUGCUGAGGUUCGGGAAUGGAAAGACCGUCUCUAUGCGCAUCGCAUGGCGCGCUCGCCCAGCAGGGACUCGUUUAGCGACGAUGAGCGCCGGCCAAUGAACAGACAAUUCGCUCCCCCAAGGAGCUUCGCGCCGCCUCCAAACCUCAACGAUAUUCCACCAGAGCCGCCAGCCUCUCUUCCUGAUGAUCCUUCGGAUGAAUAUUCUUUUGCUCAACGCGCACAGAUCACAGCAGGCACAGAGGAUGCGCAACCUCUUCCGCCGCCUGCCCCAGUUCCAGACGACCCCACCGGAGAUGAUGCCUAUGCCAGGCGCCUUCAGAUGUCUGCUAGAAUGCAUGCUCCAAUUGAAACCGCGCCACCACCUUCUCCUGUUCGAGCUAUGGAUACAAUACAGCCAUCUUCGGCAACUAUUUCUCGUGCGCCAGUCCGUUAUACCCUCCCUCCGCCUCCAGAAGAUAUCCCUGCGUCGGAAGCCGAACUUGAAGAAGUCUUUGCCAAGGAGAAGCCUACCGAAGAUGAAGGUGAUGACGAUGGUGAGCGCUCGCUGCGCCCGGGGCAAAAAGGAUUUGCUGAGCGGUUGCUGGCUAAGUAUGGCUGGACAAAGGGCUCUGGUCUUGGUGCAACCGGGUCUGGUAUUGUCAACCCGCUACAAGUUAAGGUCGAGAAGCAAAAGAAGCGACCUGACUCCGAAGGCGGUGGCUUUGCUACUCCAGCUGGUCGAGGAAAGAUCAUCGGUGGCAAGAAGAGGGCACCAGAAGACGAGGGUAAGUUUGGUCGGAUGAGUGAAGUGAUCGUGUUGAAGGGCAUGCUCAAUGGCUUGGACUUGGAUGCGGAGUUGGAAGGCGGGAACUUGAUGCAGGAGAUUGGAGAAGAAUGCUCGGAGAAGUAUGGCAAUGUUGAGCGGGUCUUUAUCUCUCGCGAUUCACAUCCUCCAGUGCCUGUUUUCGUGAAGUUCACCAAUCAAUUAUCAGCUCUACGGGCUGUGAAUGCACUCGAAGGACGGAUAUUCAACGGAAACCCAAUCACGGCUCGAUUCUUCGAUAAUGCCAAGUUUGAGCAGGGGAUAUACGAUGAUUAA
Messenger RNA from Aspergillus chevalieri, 1575 nucleotides. RefSeq names its product putative G-patch DNA repair protein (Drt111). Bases 1 to 1575 code for a protein of 524 amino acids. The record is from RefSeq and is a predicted model, not a curated record. Gene Ontology annotation, molecular function: RNA binding. Gene Ontology annotation, biological process: mRNA cis splicing, via spliceosome. The transcript has 5 exons. Lineage: Eukaryota; Fungi; Ascomycota; Eurotiomycetes; Eurotiales; Aspergillaceae. Gene Ontology annotation, cellular component: precatalytic spliceosome.